Messenger RNA from Jaminaea rosea, 3444 nucleotides. Its product is annotated as RhoGAP-domain-containing protein. The annotation marks the transcript as partial. Gene Ontology annotation, cellular component: cytoplasm. The record is from RefSeq and is a predicted model, not a curated record. Gene Ontology annotation, biological process: regulation of GTPase activity; signal transduction. Lineage: Eukaryota; Fungi; Basidiomycota; Exobasidiomycetes; Microstromatales. The transcript is spliced from 6 exons.
GAAGAUUUCACCGACGUCAACUGCGGAGGAUGCGGCCUAGCCAUCAACGAAGACUCGGCAGACGCAGGCGUCGUCCACUUCGCGACAUCCCUCUGGCAUCUCGAGUGCUUUCGCUGCGCCAAAUGCCACGAGAAGGUCAGCACGGAUCGCGACGACAUCCUGUUGCUAUCGGAUGGCCACCCUAUAUGCGGGCGAUGCAACUACUCGUGUCAAAUCUGCGGACUGCCCAUUCUCGAGGAGGCAAUCAUGACCGGCGAGGAGUCGUACCACGCCUCUUGCUUCACCUGUCGGUCCUGCAAUAGCCGGAUCGAAGAGCUCGUGUUUGCAAAGACGAGUCAAGGUAUCUACUGCAUGCCUUGUCACAAUGAGAGAGUUGCUCGCAGUAGGAGGCAUGCGGACAACAAACGGAGGACGAGGAACAAGGAUGGGACCUCAAGAAGAAAGAAGGACAGCAGCGCUGUUCGAGACGGAAGCUCCGCAGCACAGAACGGCGAGACGAGUAGUAGCAGCAUCCGCAGUCCUCAGCCCGAGAGCUCGCCUGCAGUACUGGCACCACCGACACCUUCGCCUCGUAAGGCAUCGGUAGGGCUGCCUGACUCAACACCGACGAUGUCCUCCUUCGAAAGCUCAGCGCCUCCCACACCACUGGCCGACUCAGGACGAAGCAACGUCUCCGAGAAUCCACCGCCAAGCAGUCCUAGCCCCACUCCACCUCCGCCCAACCCCAAGGACUCUGCUUCCCCGGCCUUGACCCAGUCUUUCAGCCAACAAUCGCAUCAUACACCAUCCCCGUCCAUCGGCAGGCCGAGCGGGCAGCCUACGUUGCGUGAGCUGCGAAGCGGGACUCAUCCGCGGCCAAGGACGGCAGAUUCCAAUUCCAACAUCAGCCGUAUGGCACCGUCGCCCUUGCCGAGACCACCGACCAGCGAGUCGAGUCACUUGGAGGCUACCGCCGACUCGUUCAGCUGCAGAGGCGACCCCGGCUCGCACCUUGAUGUCGGAGGGCCGGGGAUGAUCGCAAAGGCCGACUUCUUACAACCUAUGCCCAUUGCGACCACUUCGAAGUCACAGCAUCUGCAGCCAACACCGCCUGGGACGACCGAUGCGCCUCUCGCUGGCUCUUUCUCCUUCUAUGAUCCUGACCUGAUGAACUUGAUGGACACGUUCGGGCAAUUCGACAGCUCGGACGGCAUCCAGCUUUCGAGCCCGAUGAUUGGCGGGGAUCAACACAACGCUGAUGUAGAUGGGCCCGGCUCACCCUCGCCUUCGUCUCGUGAGCGCGACUUAGCAGAGUCCACCGGGCGAGCAUCCGUGUCAUCUAGCAGAGACGGCUCUGCGGUCCCCGCGAGCUCCUCGAUUACCACUCUGCGAGCCCGCGUCCGCGAAUCGCUGAAAGCGUCAGACGACGGCCGGGUAAGCAUGGACACGUCCUUCAUCGAAUCGAUCCUACAGGAGCUCGAGGACACCAAAGCGCAGAUGAAGACGCUCCAGCACAAGUAUCAGCGCAUGAAGCGUGCAAGCCAACAGGCGGCGCAGGGGUUCAGCCACGCCAAGACUGAGUUCGAACAGCAGGUCCACGCUCGCGAGGAUGCAGAACUGCAGAUGCUUCAGCUCAAGCAGCAGUUGUCGGAGCAGGCUAGCAAGCUGACCAGUGUGGCGAAGCAGGAGCAGAGGCAGGAGAGGAUGGCGAACAGGUCAAAGGACGUCAAAACUUCUCUCGAGGACAUGACAAGGGAUCUCGCCAAGCUGACCGUGGAGAGGGAUAUGACAGUAGCUGAGGUGGCUGAGCUGAUUGCGAUGCAAGACGGACGUGCGCCGCUGCCUCCCUCCAAGUCAACAGAGCCCACUAGCCGUGGUGAGGGGAGCGGUGCGGGCGACGAGUCGUCGAAGAAGACUCUGCAGUCACGCUUGAGCGUUCGCUUGGACGGUGUCAAGGCCAAGUAUCGAAAGGAGAUCAACGACCUGACGAAUCAGAGGGACGAGCUGCUACUGGAGAUUGAGGACCUCCGUCAGUCGCGCGACGUCUACCUCGAAGAGACAGAGGCGCUCAAUACGCGAAAUGAGGAGCUCAAUCUGCUCCUCUCCAAGCUUCAGAAUCGCGUCGAGUCGUUGACCGCUGCUGAAAUGGCGGCGCAGAGUGCAAGAGAAGCGAGCAAGUCAUCGCCAGCUCGGCCCGGCAGCAAUCUGGCCCUGCCCAGCCCAGGGCACCUUUCGUCCUCUUCAGGCGUAUCGACAGCCGCAGCGCCGAGCAGUACCAAGGGAUCCUGGUUCGGUGGGCGCAGCAAGCAGUCCUCUCAGACAUCCUCCCUCAGCAACCACCACCACACCUCUUCUUCAAUCUCGUCAGCCAGAGACCUACCUGGCUUCCAAGAUCGCAACGCAGCAGAAGCAGCGGCUGCGGCAGCGGCAGCGAUGAAUGCUACGUCCUCUGCUGCAGCCAAGAAGUUCAAGUGGAUGAAGGCGGGAGCCAAGAGCGCGGGACAAGGAAUUGCAUCAGCCCUCCCUGGCGUCCACUCUCCGCCUGUUCCGCCCAAGUCGUCAGCAGUCCCGCUAGGCAGUGUCGCAGGUGGUGGUUCGUCUAUGAACGCGAAUGAGGUCGUUGUACGCGAGCACUUGUUCCAGCCCUUCAACGUCCUCCGCCCAACGCGCUGCUUUGCCUGUCAGAAGAAUAUGUGGGGACAGAGCGAAGUACGAUGCGCCCUCUGCGGUCAAGUCUGCCACAGCAAAUGCUUGAACAGCCUAUCCCUGUCCUGCCAUCAGCCUUACCUUGGUGCGGGCACUGGAUCUGGAGGGCCGAGCAUGGCCCCAACGAUCUUCGGGCGCUCCCUCAUUGACCAAGUCGCAUCAGAAGGGCGGCCAGAUCUCUCUUCGCCAUUGGUCCCUGUGAUCGUUCUCAAGUGCAUUCAAGCAGUCGAGGUAAACGGCAUGGACUUCGAAGGGAUCUAUCGCAAGUCUGGAGGUUCGUCACAGCUCAAGAUCAUCACGCAAUUGUUCGAGCGUGGACAACGCUUCGACCUCGACGACUGCGAUCGAUUCAAUGAUGUGUCGGCCGUUACUUCCGUACUCAAGAAUUACUUCAGAGAGCUGCCCGAACCGCUUCUCACGUACGAGCUGCACGAAGCAUUCAUUGAGGCUGCGGAGACGAGUAGUAGCAGCGCACAGCAGCACGCCGAUGGGGAUGCCGGUUUGAGCUCCAAGAAGGAGCGCAUGCUUCAUCUCAUUCGUCAACUUCCGGCUCCUCACCACGACACGCUCAAGGUCCUCUGUCUCCAUCUCAAGCGCAUUGGCGAUCGUCAGGCUGAGAAUCGCAUGACGGCCCGUAAUCUUGGCGUCGUCUUUGGGCCUACGCUGAUGCGCAGCAGAGACCCGUCGAGGGAAUUUGCGGACAUGGGCCAGAAGAGUAUCACGGUUGAGUGGUUGUGCGAGAAUGCCGAGGCUGUCUUU